GAAAUAAGAUUGCAAGUCACAACUAGGUUUGGUCUAAUGGUGAGGGGUUUGAGUAGUAUGUCAUAGGUCCUGGGUUCGAUCCCAGCAGCUCAUUGUAAACCAAAAAAAAAGAAUGCAAGUCACUGAUCUUGAUCAAAUAGUGCCGAUAUUUUGACUGCAGUUACUCAUGCUUUUUUGGACAUAGGAUAUUGGACUAAGAUCCCCUGCUGUAGAAAAGUUAUAUCCACCCCACCAUUGCUUGCACAUAAAAAAUUAAAGACAUUUUGAUAUAAUGCAAAUUUUUUUGCACAAUGUCAUCCCCGUAGACCAAAAAGUUAUAUCCAAAUUUAAAACUGCAAAGUGUCCUUCUCAAUGAAAUAGAUUAUUCAUUUCAUUAUUAGUACUAAAUAUAAAAUGCUGUACCAUACAAAUGUCAUCUCUUUCCAAUGUCUCUUCAUUCAAUAAAGUAAUAAGAAACCAUAUAUGAUCUCUAUCUCCUAUGUUUGGUACUAAACCAAAUGAUCUUAAAUCUCUAAUCUAAUUUCUAAAUGGUUGAGGAAAUACCUUUCAUUGUUUUAUUUGUACUCACUUUGAGUUUAGCUUUUCUCCUAAAGAAUUUUCUCUCAAAAAGUCAACCAAAAAAUGUUCCAAAAGGAUCUUUGGGGUAUCCUAUUAUUGGAGAGACACUUAGUUUUCUUAAAGCACAAAAGAAAGACAAGGGCUCUAAUUGGAUAGAAGAAAGAGUAUCUAAAUAUGGUUCUGUUUUCAAAACCUCCUUAAUGGGUUCACCUACAGUGUUUAUUAUUGGACAACAAGGAAACAAGUUUGUUCUUGGCACCUCAGAUGAUAUUAUUUCAGCUAAGAAACCUCCAACCCUUCAAAAGAUACUUGGAAAGCAAAGCCUAAUUGAACUUACAGGUUCAAGGCACAAGUUGAUAAAGGGGGGAAUGAUGAAAUUCUUGAAACCUGAAUGCCUUCAAAACUAUGUCAAAAAGAUGGAUGAAUUAGUAAGAACAGUACUACGUAGAGAAUUGAAAGAAAAUGAAACAAUUGAAGUUGUGAGCUUGAUGAAGAAACUGUCCUAUGAUAUGGCAUGCAAUGUACUAUUUGACAUAGAUGAACAAACAAGAGAGAUUAUGUUUGAAGAUUUUAUCACAGCAUUUAAAGCAAUUCACUCUCUUCCAAUAAAUUUCCCUGGCACAUCAUUUUGGAGAGGCCAAAAGGCUAGAGCAAGAAUUGUGAAAAAGAUAGUUCCUAUUAUGAACAAAAGAAGGGAGGAAUUGUCAAAAGGAGCUAUAAAUUCUACUAAUGAUAUGCUUUCUUGCCUUCUUGCAAUAAGGGAUGAAAAUGGUGAACCUCUAGAUGAUGACAUAAUUACUGACAAUUUUAUUUUUCUAUUUGUUGCAAGUCAUGACACAUCUGCUACCCUAAUGAGUUUGAUGAUAUGGAAGUUAUCUAGAGAUCCAGAGGUUUACCAUAAAGUUUUAGAAGAACAUAUGGAAAUUAUAAAGCAAAAGGAUGGAAAUGAAGAAAGGCUAACAUGGGGAGAGAUACAAAAGAUGAAAUAUACAUGGAGAGUUGCUCAAGAAUUAAUGAGGAUGGUCCCUCCGUUGUUUGGCGGCUUCCGGAAAGCACUUAAAGAUACUAGUUACCAAGGAUAUAACAUACCAAAAGGGUGGCAGGUAUAUUGGGCAUCAUGUGGAACACAUAUGGACAAAAAUAUAUUUGAGAAUCCACAAGAGUUUGAUCCAUCUCGUUUUGAAAAUCAAGCUAAGCCAAUCCCACCAUUUUCUUACCUUCCAUUUGGUGCAGGGGUUCAUAAUUGCAUAGGAAAUGAGUUUGCUAGGGUUGAGACCUUAACUACCAUUCACAAUUUUGUGAAGAUGUAUGAAUGGUCUCAAUUAAAUCCAGAGGAAACAAUUACUCGUCAACCAAUGCCAUAUCCAUCUUUGGGUCUCCCAAUUAAGAUCAAACCAAGAUGUAAUAUGUCUUCCUAAACUUUAUUAUCCUCUCCUACUUCCUCUUAUCUCAUAUAUAUAACUGAUAUAUCUGGCUCAUAUUAUGGACUAGAUAUAUCAAUUACUAAAUGAAUCUGAAAACAAAAUAUUAGAACA
Molecule: messenger RNA, 2093 nt
Organism: Trifolium pratense (red clover)
Lineage: Eukaryota; Viridiplantae; Streptophyta; Magnoliopsida; Fabales; Fabaceae
Product: taxadiene 5-alpha hydroxylase-like
Exons: 4
Coding region: 528-1976 (482 amino acids)
Biological process (GO): sterol metabolic process
Molecular function (GO): heme binding; monooxygenase activity; oxidoreductase activity, acting on paired donors, with incorporation or reduction of molecular oxygen
Source: RefSeq, a predicted model, not a curated record